CUACCCAUUUCUCAGUUACCUGCAACCGAGAUAUAGAGAGCGUGGACAGUUUUCGUCGAUUAAUUUAAAAAACCGUUUUCUCGACGAACACAUGUCAAAAAGCUGAUUCUUCUUCAUCCUAGCUGAUGGCCGGGAAAAUCCGUUCAAUGAACGGUUAAACGGACUAGUGUAUUCAGUUUAUUUUGAAUCACAACCGAAACUAACCGACUAACAAACGAACUUGUUUUCUUCUUUUAAGUAGUAAAUCCUUUAGUCAAUCUUAUAAUGCGUUUGCUGUGAUCAAGGAAUAGUUUGAAAACGGUUAAUUUAAAAAUAGUUUACCUGUUGUGUUCAUGUAUCGGUAACAAUGGACGAGGACAAGUUCCUGACACCACGGAAGAUUUUCCAGAAUGCCUUCAAUGCGGCUCGGAAAUCCACCGCCGGUGCAUGUUCACCGUCAGUUGCGGUGUUCACUCCCAAUUCUUUGUCCCGGUCAGCCGCGGGAAGCAGUCGACUUAAUCUACUGCCGAUCAUCCAGACACCGCCAAGCCGGAUGGUAAACGGAAAAGUGAUAAAUCCGUUCGAAGCCCAACUGGCAGAACGACUGCAUCUACCGCUGAUUUGCAGUCCAUCGUUGUUCCAUCGUCCCAGUACGCCACAAAACGGAUCCGGCCAACAGUUCGAAUGGACAAUCGAUGAAGUUUCCUACCUUGGUCCUGCUAAUGUCGAACCGCACGAAACGCAAUUCAUGGAAACGCCGGAUCCCGUACUGGAAGCGAAGGCUCAGGCGGCCAUCAGUGCAUAUUUCAGUGAGCACAAUAUAGUUCCUAGUCCGAUAGACUGUCAACUACGAAAACAAAAGAUUAUACUUAAGAGUGACUGUUCAGAAAAUAUGAGCUUUCUCAAGAACAGCUUCAAGAGAAAGCGAGAUGGAAUUGCUCAAACCAUGCUAACGUUUCCUCCGAAUCUACCGAAAGAAAUUGAAGAAUUGUUAGCUCCAUUCUGCACGUAUGAAGAUAAUCAGCAACAAAUUCAUGAGAGGAUUAACGACUCCGAUGCAAGCAUCGAUCAUGACGCCCGAGAUGCAUCUCUACGGCGAAAGCUUUUCAACUGCUUGAAUGCUUCAACCGGAUCGGGUUCCGACCGAGAUGAUUCCUUUGAACAAAUUGAUCUCCGUUCGUUAAGUCCUGCGCCGGUUACUCCAGAGCUUGACAAAGAAUCGGUACAGUAUUUAAAACGAUCGCGGUGUUUCGGCUCACAAGAAAUCCAGAUCGACCGAAGUGACAUUUCCCUAAGUCCAGUCGUAGCCAAGGAUAAAGAAUCUUUCGGUGCGCUAUCUCCGAUUUCCAAAAGUUCGACAUCACCGUCCCCGAUGAAGCCGGUAUCGAAUUCAACCGAGCUGCAGGAUCAUGAUGCAAUCUAUCGCAGUACGCCGGAGAGACCCAAAAGCUCCAUGUUCCAACUGAACUGUAGCAGUGUGAACAGCCAUCAUAUGUCAGUAGAGCUGAGUGAGAGUUUUCGUGGCGAUAAACACGGCGAUUUGACGGUUGAGCUCACAGAGGAGGAGUUGUCAUACGAAGACAAAGCGCUCGGUUCAUCUCAAUCAUCGUCCUCGGUGUCGCAGCAUCCAACAACUCCACUACGUCACACUUCUAGGCAGAAACGUCACAAUAGAAAAAAUCUUUCGCAUUCUUUUCUACUGUAUUCGGACGAGGAUCGUCUGGAGGAGGAACAUGAGGAACCACAAUUGCUAGCCAAAGAAUCAACCCACCGAAGUUUUGGUGCCAUUGGAGAUAUUAACAAGGAAAAUCUACCAACAACAAUCGUAAGCAAUGCCGGAAAUCGGCUAACCAAAUCACCGUCGUCACAAGUGACCCGGGGACAUUUCUAUCGCAUGGACAGCGGAUUCAACGAGGAGGAAACGCGCGCAAGUCAAGAGACUAUUGAUUACUUUGAGACUGAUGUUUCUAUGCAAUCUGAAUGCUGUGAAAGCCGAGUAACGCCACGGAUAACUAAUAUGGCAUCCGGCGGCCAGCAUCAUACGGGUUGUUCGAUAAGACUGUAAAUACUACGAAACGCUUGAGAUUCAUUUCGUUCUACAUGACGAAUAGCACAUUUUUAAGACCUUUUUUUAAACAAACGAAGUAAUCUGUAAUUAAAACUACGAAAUUUUUAAAACUGUAAUUGUACCUAUAGGUAAGUUUCCACAACACAUGAUUUCUCCUUUUCAUUUCGGACGGUGUUAUAAUUUCAGUACAAUGUUGUGAUA
Malaya genurostris is the source of this 2248-nucleotide messenger RNA. It is a transcript of the gene bora, whose product is annotated as protein aurora borealis. The record is from RefSeq and is a predicted model, not a curated record. Lineage: Eukaryota; Metazoa; Arthropoda; Insecta; Diptera; Culicidae. Gene Ontology annotation, biological process: activation of protein kinase activity; regulation of mitotic nuclear division; regulation of mitotic spindle organization. Gene Ontology annotation, molecular function: protein kinase binding. Gene Ontology annotation, cellular component: nucleus; cytoplasm. Bases 347 to 2044 code for a protein of 565 amino acids. The transcript is spliced from 4 exons.